Messenger RNA from Drosophila melanogaster (fruit fly), 10201 nucleotides. RefSeq lists its product as uncharacterized. Lineage: Eukaryota; Metazoa; Arthropoda; Insecta; Diptera; Drosophilidae. The record is from RefSeq and is marked reviewed. Gene Ontology annotation, biological process: maintenance of presynaptic active zone structure. The coding region runs from base 701 to 9907 and encodes 3068 amino acids. The transcript is spliced from 11 exons.
GGCCACUGCCGUCAGUCAAGUGCGGAACUCUCAGCUGUGUGGAUCGUGAAGUGCGGAAUCGGAUAAGCGGAAGCCCAAACGCUCAACGCUGAACGCUGAAAAAAAGCCUCGCUACCGUCACGCACCGUGCAUGCCUCAGCAACAACUACAACUACUACUACUACUACAACAAGAACAAGUACAAGUACAACGUAAAGCAAAAAUGUAAAACCAUAAAUAGAGAAUCCCCACAACAACAAAAACUACUACUACUACUAACUGCUGCAGCAACAACAAAGAGCCGCUGCGAGCAGUGGCAGAAAUCAUAGCAUACCGUCAGGCGCACGUUAACUUAACAUGGGUAACUAUGCCAAGCCGCAACAGACCAGCUCACCACACUCAUUCUCUCUGCGUUUCUCUGUGUGUGUGUACAUAUACAUAUUCAACAAUUAAUUAACAUACUUCUCAAAUCUUUUUAUCUGUCGAUCGAUGUCUUUUCCAUUGUGUGUUUAUUCUAGCGCGCCUUAAAGCCAAAAUAAUCGACUUUCUAUGCCUUCGAUCUUUUGCUCGUUUUGUUACAAAGACUUAACUCUCGCUCUCUUUCUCUAUCUCUCUCUCUCUCUCUCUCUCUUUACCUUAUUUGUUUAACAACGUUUAAUAACGAACCAAAUAACAACGACAAGUUUGCAUACUGCACGGAUAUUACGAUGCACAGCCUAAAAUGCGUUUUAGCCUCUCACCACCGCCGCAGAAAGCCAUUACCAGUGCCCGCCUAACCUCGCCCACUAAAAACAGCCUCAGCAGCAACAACACCAUCACCACCCCCGGCAGCAAUAAUAGAAGCCCCAGCAGCACCAAAACCACCAUGCUGACCCGCAAUGGCGGAGGCCACGGGACCAGCCCCACUGCCUCCGGAUCCGGACACGCCCCCUCCGCCACCGCCGCUGCCGACGAUGAAGCCACCUCGGAUUACAACCAGUGGCUGCAUGCCAUGAAACUGGUGGCCCGCCUGCCCGGAGGCACUCCACCCGAGUUCCGACGCAAGUUGUGGCUCUCGCUGGCGGACAAGUAUCUCAAGUCGAAGAACGUGGACUGGGCGCAGCAGAGGGAGAAGUGCUUUUGCGAGGAGUGGCGCGAGGACGACGAGGAGCUGGGCAUACAAAUCGUCAAGGACCUGCAUCGCACUGGCUCGAAUCUGUGCACCGGUCCCGCGGGCUCCAUAAACCAGGCCAAGCUGAAGCGCAUCCUACUGGGCUAUGCCCGUUACAACCCCGAGGUGGGCUAUUGCCAGGGAUUCAACAUGCUGGGCGCCCUCAUAUUGCAAGUGAUGGACAAGGAGGAGGAGGAGUCCAUGAAGGUCAUGAUCUACCUGGUGGAGGGCGUUCUGCCCACGGGCUACUUUUACGGCUCGAUGGGCGGCCUGCAGGCGGACAUGGGCGUCUUCCGGGAGCUGAUGCAGACGCGACUGCCACGAUUGGCGAAGCACCUGCAACGCCUGCAGGGACCCGUCGAGAAUGCAUUCGAACCGCCGCUAACCAAUGUCUUCACAAUGCAGUGGUUUCUCACCAUGUUCUGCACCUGCCUGCCCAUGUCGUGCGUCCUGCGCGUCUGGGACCUGGUCCUUAUCGAGGGCAGUGAUGUCCUUCUUCGCACCGCCCUCGUCCUUUGGAGCCUGCUAGAAGAACGUGUGAUCAGUGUCCGAUCUGCAGAUGAGUUCUAUGGCAAGAUGGGAUCUUAUUCCAGUGAACUCCUCAAUGGCCAUCUUGUGGACUCCAAUGGUCUCAUUGAGCGUGUGGUAAAGCUAGGACCCAUUGAGGAUUUGCGACAACUGCGGGAUAAGCAUCUCUACAACAUUGCCCCACUGCGUCACAAACAAGGAUUGCAGCUCUACUACGACGAGGAGGACACCCAUUCGGAUGAGGAGCGCUUGGCGGUGGCAACUGUAUUUGGCUUGAAUUGGGGUAGACGUGGAUCGGUGGGUCCUGCGGCGGCAGGAAAGCAGCAAGUAGAACAGAAGGAUCGCCUCGCUUUAGAUAUUUCCCUGCUAAAGAAGCAGUACGAUAGGCUGCGCGAGCGCCAGAAGCAGGCACAUGUCAUCCUAACCACCGCCUGUUCGACGGCAGCGCGCCAAGGAUCGGGUCCAGCGAGCAGCUCCCAGCCGGCGGUUCCAGUGAACCAGUUACUUCUCGGUCGCCCUGCAAUAGUAACUAACAAGGGAAAGCGGGUUGGAGCACCAUUGGGCGCCAUUCCACCUGCUCGAAAGCCCUCACUUCCCGCUGUCCUCCAUACCAAACCAACUUCAGAGAAACAGUUGCGAAGGGGAGAGACUCUGCUCUGGAGGGACACCGAUCCAAGCCGCAGAAGGCGAGAUAGUUUGACCUGGAAGGAGAUCAAAGCAGAUCGAGCUGCAAUGAUACGAGAGGGCGUUGAUGUCAGCUCCGUGAGAACGCAGAAGCUGCGCACGCGAUUUGGAAAGAGCGAUAGCUCCUCAUACAGCGAGGAUAGUGAUGGUGAGCAGGAGUCUGGGACAGGAGGCGGAGGAGGUUCCAGCACGGACACCAGCCUGUGUGAUGACGAUGAUCCAAAGUCCACGGAGAAGAGUCCCAAGCAGAAGGCUAAACUAGCACGCAAGCUCAAGGAGCAGAAGCAAUUGGCCGGUUCCAGGGAGACGAGCUUGGAGCGGCAGAGACCCAAAUCUUGGGCUCCAAGCAGCCAUGAGAUUCCCUUCAUGCUGAUGGGUACGGAUAGUGGCGACGAGAAGGAGGAUAAGUCUACGAAAGAGGGGCCGAUUACUGGAGAUCAAGCGGAGGAUAGUGCCACGGAAAGCGGUCACUACGAAUUUGACAGAGAGUUGCAUUUGGUCAGCUCCAAGAUGGAGCCACUCAAGCUUCCUUUCGAUCCCGAAUUCACAGGCAUGACUUCCGUUAGUCCCAUACCGACGCCCCGAGAAAAGAGUGAAGCUGAAGAGGAUUUGCUGGAUGAGCGAAAGCCAUUCGAUGUGAGCGAUGAUGGAGUGACAAAUCAGUAUUUCGAGAGGGUUAACAGCGUGGAGCGGCCUAAUCGUCUGGAAUUGACCUACUCGCUUAACGAAGAAGAAACGGAUACUAAUGCCAUUUACCUAGAGGAGCGGGAAAAGGUUGAGGGGCAUAGUGGUGAUAGGGAAUAUAAUUCCCUACCCCCUUUCUACCCGAGAGAGAACGAUGAUGGUGUACAGGGUGGUGGCAAGGUGCCACAGAUUCGUGAUGAUAACAUUCCAGGUGAGAACAAGGACGAUUACAAGGAGCUCCUGAGCAUGACGAUAGAGGAAAAUACUGUAUACAAGCCACCAACCCCCACAGCCAGCACAUUGAGUAAUGCCAGCCGAAAGAGACGAGAUCCUCGCCGAAAAACUUUGACCCGCUCAUCGACCAUUGAAAUCGAGGAACGGUAUCAGGCCCUGGAGCGCAGGAUCAGUCAGGAUCAGCCAAGUGGAGAUCGGCAAGCCAAGUAUAUUCCUAGCACAGCUGCUCUAGAGGAACGGUUUAACACCCUAGAAAAGCAAUUGAGUGCUGAAAAGCAACGCAAGGAGCUGUCCGAAAUGGAGGCUGAAUAUCCAAUUAAAUCCGAGCGAAUUCCAUCUACCGCCGACCUGGAAUCACGCUUCAAUUCCCUAACAAAACAAAUGAGUUCCAGCGAAUCUAGUUCCAAAACUCCCAUUGAUCUCAAGGACGAGGACCGACCCAGUGGCAGCAGCUCCAAGAACCAGAAGGAUAGCGAAAAAACUAGCAAGCUGCACAAAUCAGAGGAACCUGAAUCUAAUACGAAGGAAACUACAGGGGAAACAGAAGCCAGCGAUAGCAAUGAUAGUAAAAUUGGUGAAAAGGAAACGGAGCAACCACGCAUCAAGAAACUUCCAUCAACUGCAGAGCUGGAAGAUCGUUUUAAUGCCUUAGAACGCAAAAUGAGUGUUCAGAAGAGCAGCCCAUCCAAGAACAAGAAAGAACCACCCGAUGAAGAAGAAUCGAAAUCUACAAAGGAGCCAGAAGAGCCAGAGGAGUCCGAAAAAGCAAAUGAGAAAACUUCGGGCAGGCAAACACCCAUUGCUAAAAAGGAUUCCAAAGAUAGUGAUCAGAAAAAAUCUGAAACUAAGGAGAACCAAUCACCAACUAAAAACCAAGACGAAAAAGUCAAGGUCAAAUCCCCAAAAAGUGAGGAGAUGAUUGAAAAAGAAACCUCUUCGAAUCCGAAAGAGGAUUCACACGAAUCGGAAGCCGCUACAAAUAAAAAGGUGGAAGGCAAUCGCGAGCUUAGCUCAGAAAAAGGUGAUCACAAAAUAAAAGAAAAGAGUGAAGAAGCUCCAGGGAAAGCCGGAAAAGAAACUGCGGAAACCAAAAAUGCAAAUGUUAAAGACUCGUCAAAAAAAGGUGAUUCUCAAAAAAACGAAGCCGCUAAGACGUCGGUUUCACAAACUGAGUCUGACUUAAAACCAAGUUCUAAAGAAAACUCAACUUCCAAGGAUGCGGAACAAGAAAAGACCCCUCGAAAAUCACCACCCUCCACAGAAGAAUUAGAAAAACGUUUUAAUGCCUUAGAAAAGCAGAUGAGUACCACCAACUUGGAAACAACUAAAGAACCUGAUCAAACUAAACCAGCAACUAAAAGUCAAUCUACGAGUGCCGAAGUAAAGACGCAGAAAUCCAUGAAAUCUUUUGACGACAAGAUCAAAGAAGUUAAUGUGGCUAUCGAAAAGGAGCAGAGCAGAGUUGAGGUGGAGGUUAAUGCUGAAAAGAAGCGCAAAAACGUUGAAGAAGCCCCAAAAAACAAAGAAGGGGAUUCUCAGCAACCAGAAGAAAGUCAACACAAGGGUAAGAAUCAGCGAAGAGCAUCUGAGCCACCGUCAACUGAGGAUCUUGAGAAGCGUUAUGAAACCUUGAAGCGUCGCAUGAGUAGCAAGAAUCAAUUUAGCGAAACCGUGGACGAAGCUCUCGAGCGAAUCCAGCAGGAGGUAAUCUCGGAAGCAGUGGAGGAAAAGAAGCCACCGCCAUCGACGGAGGAUCUGGAGAGCCGCUUUGAGGCACUGCAUGGGGAUAAGAAAAAUGUGGAAUCUAAAAUGGAUGAAACUAAACACGUAGAUGUGGCCAUUGAGGCGCAUAUUCCAUCCCCACCUCCGCCGCCACCACCACCAAAGGAACGUCCUGUCCUGGCCGAACCAGUUCUCCACCAGCAACAGGCUCUGAUCGAGGAGCUGCAGAGCAAGAUGCGAGGCCAAUCACCCGGCGAGGAGAACCUGAAGCCCAGCGAGAUAAAUCCGCAGAGGAGGCAGAAAAAGCUACUGCAACGACCCACGCCCAUGGGCGAUGAGACCUCGGAAGCACCUGCAAACACGGCUUACUACAGAGCGGCAAACCACGAACAAUGGCAGCAGCGCAUGGUGCGUCGGUUCUCUGAUUUACCCUCCCGGGCCGAUCUGGAGAACCGAUUGCAGUUCCUGGAGAGGCAACUCUACAAGAAGUUCUACAAGCAGCGCUGUGCAAGUGAUUCCGAAGUUGCAUCGAGGGUCAAACUCCCGCCCGAGGACCAGCCGAGCACCUCUCGGCAGGCCAGGAAACAGGAAGCCGAAGGACAGCUGGAGCAGCGUGUCCUGGCGUUGGAGAAACAGCUGAGCGAGAACAGUCUCAAGUUGCUGGAAGCGAUGAGGGAGCGCCACAGGUCAGCAGAUGACAGUGGCUCCCCUAGGCGAUUGAGCACGGAGACAAUCGACGCCACCGGCAAGGAACUUGUUAGAUACACCCAGAACAUUGGGGAGCUGGAGGAAGUCGACGCCCACAAGCCCAUCAACAUAAGCAUCAAUAUCAAGAUGAUGGUCAACAAAGACAGUGAGUCCAAGCAGCCAAAGGGUGAGUCCAAGCCCACAACAGAAGAUCUGACUCGCCGCCUGGAGCAAUUGGAGCAGCAACUGUUGGAGGAACGGGCCAAAAAUGGCUCGAUCCCACCAGAAAAUGAAGUACUUGAGGAGAAACCAGAAAAGCUCGAAGAAAAGGAUUCCUGCAAAAAGCAGGAGAAGAACUGCCACAAUCAGCACGUCAAAGGUGAUGAAGUUGAGAAAACAGAAAUUCCGGCUGAUAGAAAAAUUGAACCUGCAUCGGCUAAGGAGACUAAAACCCUUGAAAAUGUAGAGAAAGCUCAAACCCGAGCGAAAGUUGUGGAUACUGAAAAAUCGGUUAAAGAUCAGAACGCAGUGACGGAUGAAAAAUCUGUUCAAGACCAGAAUGUAGUGGUUGAUAAGAAAGCAGAUAGGAAAAUUUUGGAUAAAAAAGAUAAAUCUCCUGCUGCGGGGAAAUCAGAAGACACAAAACAGACGUCAGGGAAAAAGGAGAAAUCAGAAGACAUAAAACAGGCGUCAGAGGCCCCCAAAGCUGGAGCCUCUAAAGAAACAUCCACGCGAGGGAAACCUUCCGAAACUAAGUUGGAAAAACCCACAACUAAAGAGUCGGUUCUUAAGGAAACUUUCCCCAAAAAGGAGAAUCUUGAAAGUGAGAAACCCAAAUCCAAAGAAAACGAAGCUACAAAAACGGAAACACAAAAAUCAAAGGAAACCCCUACAGUUGCGGUCAGCCCUAAAGAAAGCAAAGUAUCGAGCAAACAAAUGACAGAGAAAAAAGAAACAAUCAAAGACUCUUCUUCCAAAGAACUGCCCGAGAAAAUGGUUAUCAAUUCCACAGAUGUGGGACCCAUGGAUCCAAACGGAAAAACAGUGGUGCUGUUAAUGGACAACGAACACAGAGCUUCGAAGGUUAGAAGAUUGACCAGGGCCAACACGGAAGAACUGGAAGACCUCUUCCAGGCCUUGGAGAAACAGCUCAAUGAUCGAAAUCUUGUCAAAUCCGAAGAUGGUCGCCUGAUACGAGUAGAUCCCAAGCCAAGCGCUGAGCAAGUGGAGCAGACUCAGGCUAUUUCUGAUCUCACCAAGGAAAUCGAGGACUUUACCAGCGCCAAACCGGAGGAGGAGAACCCGAAGGAGGCGGCCAAAGAAGACAAACCGGAGCCCGAAGAGCCGGAGGACUUCGACUGGGGACCCAACACUGUGAAACAUCACUUGAAACGCAAAACAGUCUACCUGCCCUCCACAAAAGAGCUGGAAUCUCGCUUCCGCUCCUUGGAACGUCAGAUAAAACUGCUUGAGGAUGUGGAAAAGAUCGAUGUGGAGCAGCGGCUGAAUGAAAUUGAGCGUAAAAUUAAACUGCAGUACUCGCUAUCCCACGAAAAAGAUUUGAACAAGUACUUGGAACUGUGUGAAGGUAAGGGACUAGAUGACGAUGAACCUGUGCCUGUGGAAACUCCAACGAAGGAGGCGGAAAUUACCACAGCUAGAGAUCGUUCUCGUAGUCCUGGGCGCAAAGCAUUGGCUACCAAAUCUCCAUAUACCUCUCCAUCGCGAAAGGCCACCAUUAAAACUCCACAUACUUCUCCCACCCGGAAGCCUAUCAUUAAAUCUCCCUAUACAUCUCCUUCACGGAAGUCGGCCAAGUCCCCUUAUACGUCGCCCUCCAGAAAUCGACAGAGAUCACCUUCUCCAACUCGAUCGCCGGAGAGGAAGUCAAAGAAAAGUCCCUACACUUCACCAGCCCGUCGCAAGCCGCAUCCUAACGAUCUUCCCAUCUCAGAUGAUUUAGAAUACAAAUAUCGAGUACUUGAUUUGGUAAGAUCCAAAUCUAAGGAGAACUUGGCCAAGCGAAUGAACGAUCCCAACAGAAAACCGGCCAUUCAUCCCUUGGAAAUGAUUCUCAGUCCCAGUCCGGAUGCAGAUGCAAUACCUACAACAGGAGAACUAGAGCAUAGAAUACGUGUCCUGGACGAAAAGCUCAAAUCGCCAGCCAAAACCCGAUCAAAGUCGCGCUCUCGAUCGCCAACCAUCGAAGACAUAAAACGUCAAAAGAUGAGAGAUGAGAAAAAGCCCAGGACUCCUGUUCACAAUCUGGAAAGGAUUGUCAGUUCGCCUGGUAGACCAGAACCACCCACUGCCGAAGAGCUCGAGGAGCGUAUACGCAUCCUGGAGCAGGAGCAUAAGUUUGACUUUAAGACCCAGAAGGACUACAAGGCAUUCAAUCAAAAGCUCAAGGACGUCAUCUCACCCUCGCUCUCCUUCGACGAAUUCCGGGCAGCCAAGUCACGCGAGCAAAGUCCCCGCCGCCAUGGACCCACUACGCCCAAGUCUGCCCUGCGUCGCGAUGAUUUCGAUGAAGGCUACUGUGGCGGUACCCACACAUCCACUCUCUACCGCCCCACCAGCCCGAAGGUCAUUCGGUUCCGGGAUGAGGACGAGGAUGAGGACCAGUUUGAGGAAGCACCCAGACCGAAGUCGCGUCAGACCAGCGAUCGAAUGACUCUUGCAGAUCAACCAUCGGCCACUCGCAGCUACGCCAGCAGCACGGAGGGUCUGGAUGCCUUGGGUAGUCGUCUAAUGAGGGAAACCUCUCCGAUUACCCGAACCGGAACCCACACGGGUGUACCACUGCGAACGGGGGAGAACAUCAACGACCGCCUGAGUUCGAUCAAGAACUCUAUCAAGUCGAUCGACACACUGUGCGAGGAGAAGCCGUACCAGAAGGAGAAGUGCCAGCGGUACAUUGACUCACUGUUCACGGACUCACUGCACUUUGCCAGCAAGAAGAGCUCCCUGGAGGACCUCAGUCUCAGCAGGAGUCUUAGUCGCAGCGAGAGCAGGGGAAGGAGUAUUCAUAGAUCUGGAGACUAUGCACCUUCGAUUAGGGUCACCUCCGAGCACCGAUCUUUGGGCUCGGCGGAUUCUCGAAGGAGUCCUUUGGGCAACCGGGACACCAGUCCCUUGCACCACAGAUCGCAUAGGGAUAUUAGCCGGGAACUGUCCCCUCGACGAAGACGCUUGGAGGAGGAGGAUGAGGAGCGUAAGGAUCGGGAGAGCAGUAGGGUAAGACGUGAUAACUUGUUGCCAAAUUAUUUUGCUGAUAAUCGUAGCGAACUAAGUAGCGGGAGUAGUUUAACCGGGUUUAACCACAAAGUAGAUAGACAACUAGAAGAGACGUGCGCCAAAUAUGCGGACGAUCGACGCUCGGCCUGUCGCACACCGUUGAGCCAUCCGUACGAGUCCCGCACCACAGCCACACGCCACAGCCACACAGAUCCAGUCCAGAUCCCAACCAACCCAGCAGGAUCAGCUACUGCAACAGAUAGUUUCCCCCGGCCCGUGUCGCCAUAUCGCCAGCCGUACGAUCCCUACCAUCGGUCCCCUGGUGGUGCCGGUGGCACACCCCUCUAUCAGCCCGGCAAGCUGGAGAUCCGCCACACCACCGUCACCUCAACCUUCUACGAUCGGUUCCUCACUGAGAAGCAGAUCGAGCGGCAGACCCACUCCCGUCCGCCCAGUCGUUCGCCAGUGGUUUCACCCUCGGUGCCAGCCAAAAGCUAUGUCGAAUUGUGCAGCACCUCAGGCACAUCCAGCACCACCGCUACCAGCACCUCCACCUCCUCAUUCAUGUCCAGCAGCUAUGCAGGCCCCUCCUUUUCGCUGCCCUCGGCCAGCAACUUUUCCUAUUUGAAUCCGGGUUCGGGCUCGGGUUCGGGCAUCUCGUCAAUUUCGCCGCGCGCCAGUUGCUCGGAUCUUCGUUCCACCACCAGCGGCCCUACAUCCACCAGUACCACCUCCGUAACCACCUCUUCAUAUGUACCCUACAAUUUCACCAGCUCUUUCACAUCUCGCUUAAACGAUCCCAUUAUCACUUCCACUACCAGUGCAGUUAGCACUAGUUCCCUUACCCAUUCCACGGGGGUCUACAAUCCCAUGAUGUCGUUCACACUGAGGGAACCACUAGCCAGCAGUUCCCUGGGUGGUUCAAGUGCCUCUCCAUUGCUACCGUUUCAGUUUAACAGAACUUUCACUUCCAACUUCGACAAGGAACAGAACAAACAAUAGAAGGAUGCACAUCAAACAUUAACCAAAGGUUGUCCAUACACAUUACAAAGCUCCCAUUGAAGAUUCAAAACAUUGAAAAGAAAUCAAGCUCAAAGCACUGAGAGAAAAAUCUGUCUAAAACAAUUUAAUUAUUCUACUCCUAUUCGAAUUUUUUCAUUUUUGUGGUUCUGAAAAUAUUAAAUAAUCAACAAUUAUCUUAAAGUUAACAGGUUGCCACUUUCCCAACUGUUCUUAUACCAUGUUUGCUGAUUUUAGUUAGGUUUUUAUCUCAGUCAGCCUAACUUUCGCUAAGCA